Messenger RNA from Dermochelys coriacea (leatherback sea turtle), 6787 nucleotides. It is a transcript of the gene BCL2, whose product is annotated as BCL2 apoptosis regulator. The transcript has 3 exons. Lineage: Eukaryota; Metazoa; Chordata; Testudines; Dermochelyidae. The coding region runs from base 1347 to 2048 and encodes 233 amino acids. Gene Ontology annotation, molecular function: protein homodimerization activity; protein heterodimerization activity. Gene Ontology annotation, cellular component: mitochondrial outer membrane. Gene Ontology annotation, biological process: intrinsic apoptotic signaling pathway in response to DNA damage; negative regulation of intrinsic apoptotic signaling pathway; extrinsic apoptotic signaling pathway in absence of ligand. The record is from RefSeq and is a predicted model, not a curated record.
UUGGCCUGCCGCGGCGUUACCCCAGGCAUGGAGCUGCCCCAGGGCCAGGAGAGCCCCGCAGCAAGGAGCCACCCGGGGCGUUUCUCCCCCAGCCCCUUCCCAGCCGAGCCGCGUCCUCGCCAGCGCCUGCCCGGCAGCAGGGCGGGCAGCCCCCGGCCACGCACGGGGCAGGCGGCCCGCCCCGCCGAGGCGGCAUCGGCGGCUCCGGCUGGCGAGCGGCUUCUCCUUCCUCUCCCCGGUUUCUUGAAUGAACAGCGAGGUGGAGCUGUAGGGAACCCGCCCCUCUUGUGCGGGCCUCUCCCGGCCACUCUCCUCCCCGCCACUGGCUCUGCUCCUCCUCCCGCUCCCUCCUUCUCUUGCACCCGCGCUGCGACUCUGCUUCCCCGGCCGCCGCAGCUACCCGGAGCGGACGGGCGCUUCAGCAGCAGCCGCUGCAGAAAGACGAGGGGGCUGCUCUGCCUGGGGGGCUUGCCGGGCUGUCUGCGCUGGGGGGGGGCGGGCGGGUAGUGGGGGAACAGCUUCCUAGCCGCGGUGCUAAUUUGUAUGAAUAAUAUUCCACACACGCCCCCAUCCUCUUCCCUGCACGCUGGGGGGCUGGGGGGGCGGGAGGGUGUUUCUUGCUUUGUAUACAAACAAAGCCGCUUUGGAAAUGCAUUUGCUCCCCGGAGCUUAGGCAAAAGUCAAAAUUUUGAUGCUCCCUUUCGGUGGGGGUGGGGGUGGGGGUGUGAGGGAAGGGAAGGGAAGGAGGAGAGCGUUGGGCUCUGCCUAGAGAUCAGUGUCUGAAUGAAACUACAUGUAUUUAAUUGCAUGUGUCUGUGCGUUGCACUGGAGGGGAAAGCACAACACUUCUGCAAGAGCUUGGAGUCAAAGGUGUGUUUCAUCUGCUCUUCAUAAUUUUGCUUUUGUUUUGGGUUGUUCUCCUUCCUGGGCUCUGAGGCGGGAUAUUCUGAUCUUGGACAUGUCUUUGGAGAUGUCUAACAGAAGUCGGGGAAAUAAAUUUUAAAAUCCAUAGGUUUGGGGGGUUUUGUUUUUGAUUUUGGUCCCUUUCCUGUCCCGUUGGUGAUUUGAUCUUGUGAAGCAUCAAAGCAACCAGAACUUAACGUGUCUAAAGACUUGGUUUUUUUUAAAAGGAAACUUGACAGAGGAACGUAUUUAUAGUCCAAACGAAAGUACCUCCGAGACCUGAGAGCUCCUCAUACCAUCAUGAAUGAAACCACAUCCAAUACAAUAACUGGAUUAUAAUUUUUGGUGGUAUUAUUAUUAUUAUUGGCUGCUUUACUUUUUUGGGUUCAUCCUGCUCCUCUUCUUCCUCUCUCCCUCCUCCUUGCUGCUCCCUGUUGGAAAUUAUGGCUCAUCCUGGGAGAAGAGGCUAUGAUAACCGGGAGAUAGUGCUGAAGUAUAUCCAUUACAAACUGUCACAGAGGGGAUAUGAUUGGGCUGCCAAUGAAAACAGAGGACCAGUUUCUCCAAAUCUCUCUCCUCCUACUGCUGCUGGGACCUCAUCUGACCAUGCUGGGCUGGUGUCUCUGCUUCCUGAGCCCCCUGGCUCAGCUGCUGCUAGUAACGUGCCCCUUGGUGAUGGGCUGCGCCCAGCACCACAGGCUGUUCAUUUAACUCUGUGCCAAGCCGGAGAUGAAUUUUCCCGCCGCUACCACAGAGAUUUUGCCCAGAUGACUGGCCAGCUGCACUUGACCCCAUUCACGGCGAGGGGGCGCUUUGUGGCGGUGGUGGAGGAGCUGUUCCGAGAUGGGGUUAACUGGGGAAGGAUCGUGGCCUUCUUUGAAUUCGGUGGCGUGAUGUGCGUGGAGAGCGUCAAUCGGGAGAUGUCUCCUCUUGUGGACAGCAUUGCUGUGUGGAUGACUGAGUACCUGAACAGACACCUACACAACUGGAUCCAGGACAACGGAGGCUGGGAUGCCUUUGUGGAAUUGUACGGCAGCAACAUGAGGCCUUUGUUUGAUUUCUCCUGGAUCUCUUUGAAGACUAUCCUAAGUCUGGCUCUGGUGGGAGCUUGCAUCACCCUUGGUGCUUAUCUGGGACAUAAGUGAAGUCAACCAUCUAACCAUGGAUUACAAAAGUCUUAUGAAACAAUAAAAUAAUAUGUUUUUUCUAGUAGCACAAUGAUAUUAGUUUUAUGAGCAGAAGUUCCUGGCUAAAUAUAAAUCAGCUAUUACUGCCAAAGGGAGGUAUCAUUUAUUUUUUACAUUGCAGGAAACAAAGUUAUUUAUUAAAGAUAUUUACAUUUAACUUGCUAUUUUCAGAAACUCUACAAACAAUUUAUAUCCGAGUAUCACAUAAUAUUGUUAUGAAUUAUAAUGAGCCCCAAACACCUUGAGCUUUUUUAAAAAAAAAAAAUUAAUGCAGCUGGAUGGAUUAAAUAUACUGACAAAGACCUACCUGCUUUCUCUUGGGGGAGCAGUUACUUGGGCUGCUUCAGGCUGUGUAGUUGAGUUGAUUUUACUUACAAUUUCUCACAGAUCCAAGGAGAUGAGAUCCUAAAAAAGUCAGAGGAAGUGAAGUAAGAAUUAUUUCCCACUGGCAAGUACUGACAUUAGUAUACAAUUCAAUAUGGUACAUACUUGGUGUCAGAAUAGCAACUUCUCGAAGGACAGCCAUCUAUAGGAAUCUCCUGGAAGGAAAACAAUUUGAAAUACGAUUGCAAGUAUUUUUAAGCUACCAAAUUGUGUCAAUACAUCAUAAUCAUAACAGUAUCAUCUGAUACGUUAAAACGAUGAUAUGUCAAUUCAGAUACUCUCUAUGAGCGCAUGAAAUGAAAUCCUUUGGACAUGCAAGAAAUUACUGUUUCAAAGAUUUCCUCAGCAGUAAGAUGUCUUUUACAGCUACACACACAGAAACCAUGAGACUGUAAGUGCCUGCCUCUACAGAGCACAGCUGGAGUCUGGAGUCCUGACUUGUGUCCCAUUUUAGUGGGCUCAUAUCUGCAACUGAUCCUGUUUACUUGCUGGGUUUUGAAACCAAUUAAGUUUGGCCUCUAAAUCCCUGAAAGUUGAAAAAGGUUUAAUUUAGUUGGCAAGAAACAGACCUCAUCUGAGUUCCAGAUUAGCUCGAACUAUACUUGUUUAUCAAACUGGGCACCAAAAUCACGUUCCUUUUCAUAACAAAGAAGUCAGAUGACCUGUAUUCUUUCCCCCAUCUCACAUCCACACCCAAAGUAUUUCAUGGUAAUAAUUUCUUAAGACUUUCUACUUUAAGACUUUCUAGAAAUAAAGAAGAUGAAGAAAUUGUCCUAAUCCUCAAGCUGGACAGAGACUCACUGACAUCCAGAUUCCUUAGGUGUUUAUUGUCAUUUCAGGGGAGAAUGGCGGGGGGGGGAGAGGAUGGACUGAGUCGGCUUCUCGAACAAUAAAUACAAUUUAAAUAAGAUUAAUUCAGGACACUUAAUAUACAGCUUUAUAACAACUGCAUAAAUCCUGGAACCAUAUAUCUUAGACAUGUCAACAACUUUAAAGUGGGCUUUAACAAGCUUUUGGCUUCUGUGGAUUCCACCUUAAAAAUCUCUAUAAGUCAAGGUUUUUUUUGUUUUUUUUUUGUUUGUUUGUUUUUUUAACAAUGAAACUGUCAAAAUAUGAAAUUUAUGGCUAAGUGUACAUCCAGGGACAAGUUAGAAAGCUCUGGAUAAAAGGACAGGAAUAACAUACAAGUACUUUCAGAGUGAAAGCAAUACAAUGGAAAAACUGCAGAGUCAACCUUGACAUUUCAAUAAUCUAACUUUGUGGCAUUAUAUGCAAGAUAGCUGCAGUAAUUUAGGAAUGUGAUAUGUUCAUUGUUAAGGCUGUAAUUGAUGGGAUUUCUUCAAAGCUGCUUUUUUUAGAUUUGUGCAUCUCAGCAUUUUUAUUGCUAUUUAGUCCAUGGCACCUACACUUUCUAUGGGCAAAGAUGGAGCAAGCGUUGGAUUUUAAAUUUAAAUGGGUUUAAUUUUACAGAAACAUUUAAUGGCACUCAGUUUCUAAAGCAAAUGUGAUCUGUUUUUAAACUCUGCCGAGUAAAAACACCUGAAAUGUCAAAACUGUAUACAUUUGUGCAAGGCACUUAUGAAAAAUAUUUUAAAAUAAUAGGGAACCACAUAUUAGGAAUUGAAUGCAGGCUUGGUUUUUCCAUCUAGCAGGUUUAAUUUAUGGAAAGCCAGGUAAAAAGAUGAACUAGAAUUGGCACUGUAUUAACAUUUCAAUCCACAUUUCACAAUCUAGUCUUCAUUUCAGUUUGUGCCCAUUAACCCCCAUUAAAGAUAAUGAAUGAUUUGACCUUGAACUUUUUCCAAGGUUGAAUUGUUGACGGUUUACAUGAUCAAAAAAUAUAAAAAGAGUAAUUAUAAAUUCAUGUGCUGCUAUACUACCAAGAUAAUUUGGAGAGAGUUUGUUUUGGACUAUCCUCCAGUGGCAAGAUUUUUCAAAGCUGCUUUAGAAGUAAUACGAAGUAGUCACAUUACAGAGAUGAUUAGGUAGAUGCCGCCAAUUUGUGUUCUGUUGUAUCUAUUCACUGGGAUUCCCAGCAUAUUAGUUAAUAAGUUAAAAAAGUCCAGGCAACUGUUAGUGGUUAUUUUAUUAAACAGAUAAUGGAGCUUUCUAAUUCUGACUGCAGAAUUGUACAAUAUUAUGACUGCAUUAGCUGUAAGGAUAGUAGAUGAUGCAUUUAUUAUUAAUCACCAUACUAGAAACGUUGAAUGUAUAUAAAAGCUUGAACGUGUUUAAAAAAGCUCCCCCCAACCCUCUUGCUUUCACAGUGAUUCCUGUCCCUUCCAUUUUCUUUGUUACCGUAUGCAACAGAAAUUUCCCUACAAAAUGCAAGGCCUUACAGUCACGCCCCAAAAUUACAUUUCGGUUAAAAAUCACUUCUUCUCUCACCAUGAUCAGUCCUGGUGGCAAUCUAUAAAAAGAAACUAAAAAUAUAAAUACUUGCACUUCUAAAGUUUCUUGGCUGUGGAGAACCAAGGGACAACAUGGGAAGAGGUGUUAAGAGAUGUUGAGAGGAGAUACAUCAUUGAAAUAUCUCUAUGACUGAGGAUAAAAGUGUCUGAGAAAUUUGGCCACCUUUCAUCUAGAUGAAAAGAAAAAGCAUUUUAGGCAGUGAAGAUAAACAGAGCAAAAGGUUACAAAAAUUCCCCCCAAAGUAUUUAAGUAAAGCCUUGUUAAUUCUAGCAGCAAUCAUCUACAAACCAGAUCAGAUAUUUGAUUUUAUUGUAUCACAAUUUUUUUUUGUCCUUUAAUUCUUUUGGGCUUUGUUUUUCAAUAAAAUAAUAAAGAAAAAGUCUUGUUUUUUUAAACAAAGGAAAACUUCAUAAAAUCAUCUAAGAUUUGUUAUAGUUCCACAAUGUGCCGCUAAGCCCCUUUGUUUUCAGUUUUAACUGAUUUUUACUGAAAAUUUCCUGUACUUUACAAAAAGUAUUAAUCUACUGAAUACUUUUCCCCCUUACCCCAUCUUUCCAUCCACCAAAAUAAACCCCAAUAUUUACCCAGAAAAACUAAUAGGUUUUUUGCACUGAUUUUCCGGUUGUGUUUAUAAACAUUGAUAAAUUCCCAGGGAAAAUUAAGUAAAAUAAAAACUGAAAACAAAGAGUUGUAUGUACAGAGUAAAUAAGAGUUCUAAAACAAGGGGAAGGAGCCUAAAACUAAGUAUUAGACGAGAGACAGAGGAUAGUUCUUCGUAGUUCAGACAUUGGCUCUGACAAUGGAAUAACACGUCUGUUGUGGUAAUUGAAGUUACAGAGAGAAGUGGGAUCGUGAGGGCUGAAAGGUGAUUAGAGUGGGGUUCAUACACACAGUCUUGUAUGAUGCAGAAGCUUGGCCACAAUGGUCCAAGUAGUAGAUUUCAAUCAUAACCAUCUACAUGUUUGUGCAUCAACCCAUAAUUACAAUUAAUAUAUUUUCUGAGUUUCCUGUUGUGAUAUGUAAAAUCAUGGGAUGCUUUAAUAAAGCACACAGCUAGAGACUGAAAUAAUUCCUUUGGAAACAGACUUUUGCGUGUGAAAGUCAAUAUGGGAUGAUACAAAGUGCAGGUUAUGGGCCCAAAACUUCUUGUCCUUGCAUACACAAACCUCCCAUUCACCUCAGUGGGAGUUCUGCAUGGUGAUGCGGUUGGCGAUACAUCUGCACUAAUUUCAUAUCAAAAAAUCUUUUUUUAAAUGUUGAUGAAAAGUGUGAUGAAGUUACAUGUGCAAAGAGCCUGGAUUUCUAAUUUUUUUUUAAACAAGAUAGCAUAUGGAUUCAUUCACAUUAUUUGUUAAUGACUCCUAAUACCAUGUAUGAUAAAUUAAAUUUUUUUGGAUUUUGUGUAAAUAUCCUCUGAAACCAGAAAAAUUCAGUUUUAUUUUGUAUUCCUAUAUAUCUUUAAAACAAAACUAAGCAAUAGCAGACAAGGAAUCAGUUUAAUCUAAAUUGGUUUUUAAAAUGUGCGCCAGUGCUAAAAGUUAAUGCAGAUUCCUCCUGGAGUGAAGUCUUUACAACCAAGUUAUAGAGGAUUAAGAAUGCCCAUCACACACAAAAAAUCCUGUAUAUUUUUUAUUAUUUAAAUAGCAUUUUUUCUUUUUCUUUUGAAUAUUUGACAUUUAAAUAUCACCAGCAUCAUUGUAUAUAAACAGAUAUUGUUUAUGCAUUAUCUUGGAUGAUGUAUGUAAGGUAAAGUAGUUUGCCAGUUUAUUAUUGUUUAACAUGAUUACAUUGUUCUUUGUGUUUAAACUGUUACAUGUUGCCAUUAAACUUUCUAUGUCUGUCUAGAUAAUAUUGUGAAGAAAUAAUAAAGUACACUGUGAGUUACUUGUUAUAAAUUUAAA